Molecule: messenger RNA, 1701 nt
Organism: Danio rerio (zebrafish)
Lineage: Eukaryota; Metazoa; Chordata; Actinopteri; Cypriniformes; Danionidae
Source: RefSeq, a predicted model, not a curated record
AAUAUGUGUGGGUGUGGGCUUGUGUGUAUAUAUAAUUUUUUAAGUUUAACAUGUUACACAUCCAUGAUUCAUGUAAAAAGGGUGGAUGGACGAAUUACAUUAAAAAUGUCUCAUUUCAACUGUUUUCAUUCAAAAUGACUCCUCAGCUGAGCUCUUCUCCAUGACAUCAUGAUUAGAACUCUGAACUGCUGUUCUAAACUGCUGUUGGUGUGUUUAGGAGUGAACUGAUUCAGAGCUACUUUCGUGUCUUUCAGCGUUUUUUGACGACUACUUUUGAAUUCAGUUACAGCAUUGACUGUUCAAAAUGUCACUGUUUAGAAGGGGAUUUUGGCCGCUGUCUGCAGGUUUUACACCUCUCUGGGGCAGAAGGCUGAGCCCUCAAAAAGCAGAGAUAAGUGCAGUGGCAGGAGAAAUCAAGUCCAAGUCCACAAAGAAACACCGCAAGGUGAAGUCCCAUCAUGGACAGAGACCAAGGAAAGAGGGAGAGGGUCUGAAAGACAAGGCUAAACAAGAAAAACAAGCUCUCAGCCUUAAAAACAUACAGAUCACUGAGAGAGAAGGAGGAAAAGGAGAACCUGAAGGACAGAGGAGAAACCUGAAAAACAACAAGACUCUUCCUCUACCCAUAGAGGUCAAACCUCUGCCAGCUUCAGCCUGUUUCUCCUCGUUACCUCCAGUUGGAGAUCAACCUGAACAUUCAGAUGUCCUCGCUCUCCCUGCUGCUCGCCUCAAACCUCUGCUGAAAAACAAAGAGUCACUUCCUCAUCUUGUUGAGGUCAAACCUCUGCCAGCUUCAGCCUGUUUCUCCACCUUAGCACCUGUUGGAGAUCUACCUGAACAUCCUGAAGUUCUCGUUCUCCCAGCCUCUUGCCUCAAAGCCUCAAGUCCUCAAACCCCUGCUGAGGAAGCUGAGCACCUGCUGCCAAGCUCAGUCAUCCAAGUGGCUCCAUGUGUCUCUCCAGAACCAGUCCUUCUUCCCCUCCAGAGCUCUUCUGAGGUGGCUUCUCUGUGCUCGAUUCCUUCAUUCAGUGAACUGUCCUUCCUCCAGAGUCCUCCUGAAACACUGCCGAUUCCUCCAAUCUUUGCAUUUGACGAGGUUGUGUCUCUUGUGAAGCCUCAAGCAUCCGAGUUAUCUCCUUGCUCAGGCCUCAAGCUCUAUGACUUUGAGGAUGAGGAGCUUGAAUUCAUGGAGUACACGGAGGAAAACAUAGAAGCUUUCUAUGAGUCUGAAACAAAACCGAGACGGAUGGAGGCCUGGUUGGAGCAGGAGGAAGUGACGGAGGUCCAGAAACAUGGAGAAAAGGGAGCCUCGCAGGUCAUACAAAACCCACUUAAUGAGGUGUCUUGUCAUGAGGCGUCUGAGGAGCUCCCGAUUCAGGCGUUCUGCGCUGGACCUCCUGUGAACACUGAAAUCAAGAAGAAGAAGCCAAAGACGUACAACCCGCUGGUUCUGUUCAGCUUGAUGGAGGAGAAGGUGAAGAAAAAGCAGGAAAAGAAACUGCGAAAGGAGGAGGAGCGAAAUGAAAGGGAUCUCCUGCGGAAACGCUACAGAAAUGAUCCCAAACUCAAACACUUGCGCGUCAAUAAGCACAAUCCCAACUUCUGCUGGUCCUGAAGCGCAUCACCGUCCCUCCCUGACACCUUCUUACACCUUUACCCUACUGCACAUUCCUGCCUGUAAAUAAAAAUGUGCAUAGCAAA